This is a messenger RNA of Acanthisitta chloris (rifleman), 3252 nucleotides long. RefSeq names its product protocadherin Fat 1-like. The transcript is spliced from 10 exons. Lineage: Eukaryota; Metazoa; Chordata; Aves; Passeriformes; Acanthisittidae. Gene Ontology annotation, molecular function: calcium ion binding. The annotation marks the transcript as partial. Gene Ontology annotation, biological process: homophilic cell-cell adhesion. The record is from RefSeq and is a predicted model, not a curated record. Gene Ontology annotation, cellular component: membrane.
GUGGCAGAUAAUGGAAAACCACCGUUGUCAUCUUUGACUUACAUUGAUAUUAGAGUUAUUGAGGAAAGCAUUUAUUCUCCAGCAAUUCUGCCACUAGAAAUCUUCAUCACAGCCUUUGGAGAGGAAUAUUCAGGUGGUGUCAUUGGAAAAAUUCAUGCAACCGAUCAAGAUGUUUAUGAUACUUUGACAUACAGUCUGGACCCCAAAAUGGAAUCCUUGUUCUCGGUUUCCAGUACUGGUGGCAAACUAAUAGCACAUAAAAGGUUAGACGUAGGACAGUAUCUCCUGAAUGUCACUGUGACAGAUGGAAGAUUUACAACUGCAGCUGAUAUUACUGUACACAUCAGACAAAUCACACAAGAUUUGCUAAAUCACAGUAUUGCAAUACGCUUUGCAAACCUGUCCCCUGAAGAAUUCAUUGGUGAUUACUGGCGCAAUUUCCAGAGAGCAUUAAGAAACAUCUUGGGCGUGAGGAGAAAUGACAUCCAGAUUGUUAGUUUGCAGCCUUCUGAUCCUCCUUCAAAUCUUGAUGUCCUCCUGAAUAUUGAAAAGACUGGUAGCUCUCACCACCCAAUGAGAAUUUUGCUCCACAAGAUAAACUCUUCUGUGCCUGACCUAGAGGAGAUUUUAGGUGUCCGGAUAAUUGAUGUGUUUCAUAAGCUUUGUGGAGGCCUAGAUUGUCCUUUGAAAUUUUGUGAAGAAAAAGUAACAGUGGAUGAGAACAUCAUGUCAACCCACAGCACUGCCAGGUUGAGUUUUGUCACUCCCCGUCAUCACAGAACAGCAGUUUGUCUUUGUAAAGAAGGGAAAUGCCCUGUGGUGAGCAGUGUGUGUGAUGGAAGCCCAUGCCCUGAAGGUACCGAAUGUUUAGGAGAUCCAAAGGAAGGAAAAUACACCUGUGUUUGCCAAGACAACAAAGGUGGAGAGUGUCCUGCUGGCUCUGCUGUGACAUUUACUGGGAACAGCUAUGUGAAAUAUCGUCUCAUGGAAAAUGAGAACAAAGAGGAAAUGAAGCUGACAAUGAGACUUAGAACUUACUCUGCUCAUGCAGUUGUUAUGUAUGCUCGAGGAACAGACUAUAGUAUCUUAGAGAUUCACCAUGGAAGACUGCAAUAUAAAUUUGAUUGUGGGAGUGGACCUGGGAUUGUCUCUGUUCAGAGCAUUCAGAUAAAUGAUGGCCAGUGGCAUUCAGUGUCUCUUGAAGUGGAUGGAAACUAUGCACGACUUGUUCUGGAUAGGGUGCAUACUGCAUCUGGUACUGCUCCUGGUACUCUUAGGACCCUAAACCUAGAUAAUCAUGUGUUUUUUGGUGGUCAUAUUCGUCAGCAAGGUUCAAGACAUGGUAGAAAUCCUCAGGUUAGCAAUGGUUUCAGAGGCUGUAUGGAUUCUGUUGUACUUAAUGGACAAGAGCUGCCCCUAAACAGCAAGCCCCGAAGUUUUGCACACAUGGAAGAAUCUGUAGAUAUCACUCCUGGAUGCUUACUGACUACCACAGAUGGUUGUUCAAGCAGCCCAUGUCAGAAUGGAGGCAUCUGCAAUGCACUGUCAAAUGGAGGUUACUACUGCAAGUGUGCACCUUUGUUUAUGGGGACUUACUGCGAUGUGAGUGUAAAUCCAUGUGCUUCCAACCCCUGUCUUUAUGGUGGGACUUGCAUCCCGGUCAGUGAUGAUUUUAUCUGCCAGUGCCGAGGACAAUACACAGGCCAAAGGUGCCAGCUGGGUCCAUAUUGCAAAGACAAUCCUUGUAAAAACAGUGGCAAGUGUAUUGACAGUUUGGAUGGACCUGUUUGUGAGUGUGAAGCAGGUUUCCGUGGAGAAAGGUGCCUGAGUGAUGUUGAUGAAUGCCUAGAAAAUCCAUGUCUUAAUGGUGCCCUUUGUGAGAAUACUUAUGGUUCAUAUCACUGCAACUGUAGCCAUGGAUUUGGAGGAAAACACUGCACAGACAUUGUUCUUAAUAAAUACGUGUCAACAUCUUGGAAUAUUAGCUUAGCUGAAGUGAUUGGGAUUAUCGUUUUCAUCGCAGGAAUCUUCUUGUUAGUUGUGAUUUUUGUCGUUUGCCGCAAAGUGGUUAGUAGAAAGAAGAAGCACCAGCCAGAACCUGAAGACAAGCAACUGGGAGCUACAACAGCCUUCUUGCAAAGACCUUAUUUUGAUGCAAAACUGAAUAAGAACAUCUAUUCUGACAUCCCACCACAGGUUCCUGUUCGUCCAAUUUCAUAUACUCCAAGCAUUCCAAGUGACUCCAGGAACAAUCUUGACAGGAAUUCUUUUGAGGGGUCUGCUAUCCCUGAGCACCCAGAGUUCAGUACUUUUAACCCAGAUUCUGUACAUGGUCACCGGAAAGCUGUAGCUGUUUGCAGUGUAGCACCAAAUUUGCCACCUCCACCUCCAUCCAACUCGCCUUCAGACAGUGAUUCAAUACAGAAACCCAGCUGGGAUUUUGACUAUGAUACUAAAGUAGUAGAUCUUGACUCCUGCCUCUCUAAAAAGCCUCUGGAUGAAAAGAACUCCCAUCCUUACAGCGCUAGAGAAAGCAUGUCUGAAGUCCAGUCUCUCAGCUCCUUCCAGUCUGAAUCAUGUGAUGACAAUGAAUCUUUUGCUGUUCCUGACCUCAGCAAUUCAAGAGGUUAUCACUGGGAUACAUCAGACUGGAUGCCAAGUGUUCAGUUGCCAGGUAUCCAGGAGUAUCCAAAUUACGAAGUGGUUGAGGAGUCAGCUCCCCUCUACACGGAUCCGAAUGCCAUCGAUACAGACUAUUACCCUGGCGGUUAUGACAUAGAAAGUGACUUUCCACCUCCACCUGAUGAUUUCCCUGCACCUGAUGAGCUUCCACCGUUACCACCUGAAUACAGCGACCAGUUUGAGUCAAUACAGCCACCCAGAGACAUGCCAGCUGUAGGUAGCUUGGGUUCUUCUUCAAGAAGCAGGCAGAGAUUUAACCUUAAUCAGUACCUUCCUCAUCACUACCCUGCAGACAUGUCAGAACCUCAGACCACAACCGGUGGUGUCAGCGGCAGUUACAGAGAACCUUAUGCUCCUUACACAUUAGGGUACAACCGAGACUUUGAAGCACCCACUGUAGACAACAUGUCCAUGUCUGUGUAUGCUUCCACAGCUUCCUGCUCUGAUGUGUCAGCAUGCUGUGAAAUGGAGUCUGAAGUCAUGAUGAGUGACUAUGAGAGUGGAGAUGAUGGUCACUUCGAAAAUGUGAAAAUUCCUCCACUUGAUUCCCAGCAACAUACAGAAGUCUGA